AUGGAAGACGAGUAUGUUGACCCGAAAAAUAGAAGAAAAAAGACCAACAUCACCAAUCGUCAUCAUUUUGUGGUUAAUAAUUUCAACACGGUUCUCGAUAUGCAAAUUCAAGAGCUUGGAAACCGUUUUAACGAGUUGGCCGAGAUGUAUCCACGUGAUUUUACUUUUGAUGAAAAAGAAGAUCUUAUUGAUGAACUCGGCCACUACAUUCGUAAUGUGAAAAAAGAUAGUCGGUUUAACAACUUGAAUGGGAUAAGUGAUCUUGCCAAAAAGAUGGUGGAAACAAGAAAAAACAUUGAUUAUCAAUUGGUUUAUCGAUUAAUGAAGUUGUCACUAGUUUUACCGGUUGCAACGGCAAGCGUUGAAAGAAGUUUUUCUUCAAUGAAGCAUGUAAAGACGGAAUUACGUAAUAGGAUGGGUGAUGGAUACAUGAACGAUUCUUGCAUUUGCUACGUUGAAAGAGAGUUUUUACAACAAGUUUCCAUCGAGAAUGUAAUGCAACGUUUUCAAAAGAUGAAACCUCGUAGGGAACAACUUUAA
Molecule: messenger RNA, 540 nt
Organism: Helianthus annuus (common sunflower)
Lineage: Eukaryota; Viridiplantae; Streptophyta; Magnoliopsida; Asterales; Asteraceae
Exons: 2
Coding region: 1-540 (179 amino acids)
Molecular function (GO): protein dimerization activity
Source: RefSeq, a predicted model, not a curated record